UAAAAUAUAGUGAAUAUUGUGUAUACAGAAUAUAAAUACUUAUAAAUAUUAAUUAUAGCACAGGAUAAUACACUGGUGUACAGGCAUUAUCUGCAAUUGAAAAUAACCUUAAAAUGUAAAAAAAUACGUUUGUAAUCCAAACAUGAUGUAAACAGUGAGUAGAGAAAAAAACUUUCCUCUAACUCACAAAGACAGUAACUGUAGUAACCAUCACCUGUGAGGUUUGUUGUUGAUGACAACACUGCUGAGUAAACGUGUGAUGUGUUGUAGUUACUGUUAUAAAGUCUUCACACACAGUUGUUGCUCACUGUGCUGCACAGACCUCAGUAGAAAACACUGACCGUGAACCACUUUUCAAGAACGGAUUGGAAAGUGUUUGUAUUUUUUUGUAUUUGAGACACUAAAGUGAUGCACAUGUUUUCAUUAUCAAUUUUAACCAGUUGAUUCAAAAUGACAUUUAUUGAGCACUUGAAUUAUUCUAGAUCUGUUGUUGGAGCUAAAUGACUCGUAUCUGUCUGUCUUUAAAAAUGCAUAUUUGGCUUUAACUGAAAACUACAGAAAAUGGCAGCCAAUGACUCCUCUGUGUACGCAAACGAUGACUUAAUUAUAGUUCAGUUUUUCAUAUCACUUUUCCUUUGCAUUAACUUUUUGCUGAUCACAGUCUUUUUCAUGAAGGAUUUCUUCUACACAACCAUGCGCUACAUCUUCUUUGCACUGACUCUCAUGUCUGAUUGUGUUUUUUUAAUGCUGAGUGAUGUUCUGCUCAUUUUAACAUACUUUGAAUACUCCAUACCAAUGUUGUUGUGCCUUAUGGUGUAUGUGGUUGCAUCUUUAUACGCUUUUGUCACUCCACUGACUCUGACAGCGAUGACACUGGAGCGCUUUGUGGCCAUUUGCAUGCCACUGCGACACGGAGAGCUGUGCUCCACACGCAGCGCUCUGCGCUGCAUCCUCAUCAUUCAUGCCAUCAGCACUCUGCCCGAUGUGGUUUUUCUCUCCAUCUUCUUUGCGUAUGUGAACCGCAGCUUCUACACCCAGAGUGCUUUGUGCUCUAUGGAUAUCUUCGUUCUCCACAACUGGCAGAGUCAUCUAAGGUCUGCAAUAAGUCAGUUUUACUUCCUGAUCAUGGUUCUCAUUAUCAUGUUCUCAUACUUUAAAAUAAUGAAGGUGGCCAGAGCUGCAUCAGGACAGAACAGGAAGUCGACAUGGAAAGGCCUCAGAACUGUGGUUCUUCAUGGCUUUCAGCUGCUCCUCUGUCUUUUCCAGCUGUGGUGUCCUUUCAUUGAAGCUGCUGUGUUUCACAUUAGCCUGGUGCUCUACGUUAAUGUCAGGUACUUUAACUACAUGGUGUUCGUUCUUUCUCCGAGGUGUUUGAGUCCUCUCAUUUACGGCCUCAGGGAUGAAAAGUUUUUUGUUGCUCUGAGAAGCUUUGUUCUUUGUGGUUUGUAUAAGAAACAAUUGUCAAAUUAACUGUGACUGACGUGUGAAAACUACAGAAAAUAACACGUCUGCCUCUUUUGAGUUACUGCUGUGAAUGAAUAUGUGCUGAACAAAUGAAUUGUCUUGCCUUCAUAGAAACAUCUAAUUAUAAGUCAUAUGGCAAGAACAAGAUAAAUGCUCAAAUAUCUUUAAAUCAAUGAACGUAAUCCUGGCAAAUUUAUGAACAAUAUUGUUUCAUAUUUCAACCUCAGCAGCAGGACCUCUCUCUUUUCAUUGUCUCUGAUCACUUUUUAUUCAUCACAUUGAGACCAACUUCUGAUAUAUAUUCAUAAAGGUUAUGCCUGUUUUGUAAAAAUGCUGUUAUAAUACAGGUUAUGAAUGUACGUGUUUGUAUUAUUAAAUAAACUGACUCCAUUACUCAUUGAA
Messenger RNA from Solea senegalensis (Senegalese sole), 1866 nucleotides. Its product is annotated as odorant receptor 131-2-like. Gene Ontology annotation, molecular function: G protein-coupled receptor activity. The transcript has a single exon. Gene Ontology annotation, cellular component: membrane. NCBI's taxonomy places the organism in Eukaryota, Metazoa, Chordata, Actinopteri, Pleuronectiformes, Soleidae. Gene Ontology annotation, biological process: G protein-coupled receptor signaling pathway. The record is from RefSeq and is a predicted model, not a curated record. The coding region runs from base 562 to 1470 and encodes 302 amino acids.